CCCCGCCCCGGCCGGUCGCCAUGUUCUUCCCUCCGCCCUGGACCGAGCAGCUGGAGCUGGAGUCGGGUAGUGCCUCUGCUGCUGCCUCUUGCCCACCCAGACCCCGACCCUCUUUCUGCCCUCCUUGCACCCAGGCGAGCCGGCCCCGAGCUCCCCGGGCGUCCUCCGUGUGUUCGCGAGGUAAUGAUGCUUGAACUGAGCUACUAAGAGAUUACUGCCUUGGACAAUCAUUCCAAACUGUGGAACAUAAGAGACUUCACGUACUUUUAGGGUUCCAAAGUCAAAACUUCUAAGAUUAACAAUGGCAGGAAAAUCAUCACUCUUUAAAGUAAUUCUCCUGGGAGAUGGUGGAGUUGGGAAGAGUUCCCUUAUGAACAGAUAUGUAACUAACAAGUUUGAUGCCCAGCUCUUCCAUACAAUAGGUGUGGAAUUUUUAAACAAAGAUUUGGAGGUGGAUGGACAUUUUGUUACCAUGCAGAUUUGGGACACAGCUGGCCAAGAGCGAUUCCGAAGCCUGAGGACACCAUUUUACAGAGGUUCUGACUGUUGCCUGCUCACUUUUAGUGUUGAUGAUUCACAGAGCUUCCAGAACUUGAGUAACUGGAAGAAAGAAUUCAUAUAUUAUGCAGAUGUAAAAGAGCCCGAAAGUUUUCCUUUUGUGAUUUUAGGCAAUAAGAUCGACAUAAGUGAGCGGCAGGUAUCCACAGAAGAAGCCCAAGCCUGGUGCAGGGACAACGGCGACUAUCCUUACUUUGAAACAAGUGCAAAAGAUGCCACCAAUGUUGCAGCAGCCUUUGAGGAAGCGGUUCGAAGAGUUCUUGCUACUGAGGAUAGGUCAGAUCACUUGAUUCAGACAGACACAGUCAAUCUCCACCGAAAGCCCAAGCCAAGCUCAUCUUGCUGUUGAUUGAUAGAUUAUUGGUGUGUUAUAACUAAUUCAUACGUGCACAUGAGGGUGGAUAAGAUGAUUAGUGUUUGCAGCAGUGUAUCAUCUACUAAUAAAUUUAAACUAAUGUUUAUGGCUGCUUCAUUAGUUGGUGGGAGAGGGGACACAUCCACUCUGGAGGAAUCUAUUUACUCAAUAAUGGCACCUUACAUUUAUAAAUUGUAACGGUUGUCUAAUAAUGUUUCUUUAAUUUAAAUAUGUAAGUUAGAGCUAAUGAGAUGACCACAACUUUAAUUAAUUAAAACAAAAAACUUGACUAUUCUAGAAGUUAUACUUGGAUUGUUUCCCUCCCCCCUUGGGAAAAUGGAGAACUACUUGUAUAUCUGUAUAUUUUUAUGUAAUUAGCAUUCUAUCUUGGUUCAGGGAAAUGACUUCCUAAAGCAAUAAUGUUAAAUGUUAAAGAUUAAAACCUAAUGCAUUUACAUUGCAUUGCUUUUUUAUUUGGUUAUGUCUUCAUCUCUUUAAACUGAUUAAAUCAUUCACAUUUCUACAUAUUAGAAUCUAUCUCACAGUU
Molecule: messenger RNA, 1460 nt
Organism: Sciurus carolinensis (gray squirrel)
Lineage: Eukaryota; Metazoa; Chordata; Mammalia; Rodentia; Sciuridae
Gene: Rab9a
Product: RAB9A, member RAS oncogene family
Exons: 4
Coding region: 302-907 (201 amino acids)
Biological process (GO): Rab protein signal transduction; retrograde transport, endosome to Golgi
Cellular component (GO): lysosome; phagocytic vesicle; late endosome
Molecular function (GO): GTP binding; GTPase activity
Source: RefSeq, a predicted model, not a curated record